Molecule: messenger RNA, 1314 nt
Organism: Saccharomyces kudriavzevii IFO 1802
Lineage: Eukaryota; Fungi; Ascomycota; Saccharomycetes; Saccharomycetales; Saccharomycetaceae
Gene: DBP8
Product: ATP-dependent RNA helicase DBP8
Exons: 1
Coding region: 1-1314 (437 amino acids)
Molecular function (GO): ATP binding; RNA helicase activity; nucleic acid binding
Source: RefSeq, a predicted model, not a curated record
AUGUCAGAACUUUCCAAGACGACAGACUUCAAGUCUCUAGGCCUAUCAAAAUGGCUUACGGAAUCUCUGAAGGCCAUGAAAAUUACUCAGCCUACCGCCAUUCAAAAGGCUUGCAUUCCUAAAAUUCUGGAGGGAAGAGACUGUAUUGGUGGUGCUAAGACGGGUUCUGGUAAGACCAUUGCAUUUGCAGGACCUAUGCUGACCAAAUGGUCCGAGGACCCAUGCGGGAUGUUUGGGGUGGUCUUGACCCCCACCAGAGAACUGGCCAUGCAAAUAGCUGAACAGUUUACUGCACUUGGUAGCAGCAUGAACAUAAGAGUAUCCGUUGUAGUCGGUGGUGAAAGCAUUAUUCAACAGGCUUUGGCUUUGCAAAGAAAGCCACACUUCAUCAUCGCUACGCCCGGGCGUUUGGCACAUCAUAUCAUGAGUAGCGGGGAGGAUACCGUAGGAGGGCUAAUGAGAGCUAAAUAUUUAGUCCUGGAUGAAGCUGAUAUUCUUCUAACCAGUACGUUUGCUGAUCACUUGGCCACGUGUAUAGGAGCCUUGCCUGCCAAGGAUAAGAGACAAACCUUACUGUUCACUGCUACCAUAACGGACCAGGUAAGGUCGUUGCAAGAUGCGCCGGUGCAAGAGGGGAAACCUCCAUUAUUCGCGUACCAAGUGGAAAGCGUGGAUAAUGUGGCUAUUCCAUCAACACUGAAAACAGAGUAUAUCUUGGUCCCAGAACACGUCAAAGAAGCAUAUUUGUACCAAUUAUUAACAUGUGAAGAAUACGAAAACAAGACCGCCAUAAUAUUUGUAAAUAGAACUAUGACUGCGGAGAUCUUAAGGAGAACUUUGAAACAACUGGAAGUCAGGGUGGCAUCGCUGCACUCUCAGAUGCCUCAGCAGGAAAGAACAAAUUCGUUGCAUAGAUUCCGUGCUAAUGCCGCAAGAGUCCUGAUCGCUACAGACGUGGCUUCCAGAGGUUUGGAUAUCCCAACCGUCGAGCUUGUAGUGAAUUACGAUAUCCCCUCAGACCCAGAUGUAUUCAUCCACAGAUCAGGUCGUACUGCGCGUGCCGGUAGAAAUGGUGACGCUAUAUCUUUUGUCACGCAGAGAGACGUUUCCAGAAUACAGGCCAUCGAAGACCGUAUCAACAAGAAGAUGACAGAGACAAACAAGGUUCAUGACACGGCCGUUAUAAGAAAAGCCCUAACUAAAGUAACCAAGGCGAAGAGAGAAUCGCUGAUGGCAAUGCAAAAGGAAAAUUUCGGUGAAAGAAAAAGGCUUCAAAAGCAGAAGCAUAUCGACAGCAAAAGUAUGCGCUCUUGA